GACAGAAAGAAACAAAAGACAGAACAAAACAAGAGAAGACAGAAGAAGACAACAGAGGACAAAAGAAGAGAAAAGAAGACAGAAGAUGAAAAAAUAAGACAGAAGAAGACAAAAGAAGAAAGAAGAAGACAGAGGAGGACAAAAGAAGACAACAGAAGACAGAAGAAGACAGAGAAAGACGGAAAAAGACAGAAGAAGACAAAAGAAGACAGAGGAAGACAAAACAAGACAAAAGAUGACAAAAGAAGCCAGAGGAAGACAAAAGAAGACAAAAGAAGACGGAAGAAGACAGAGAAAGACAAAAGAAGACAAAGAAGACAGAACAAAUCAGAAGAAGACAGGAGAUGGCAGAAGAAGACAGGAGAAGACAGCGGAAGACAAAAGAAAACAGAAGAAGACAAAAGAAGACAGAGGAAGACAAAAGAAGACAGAUGA
Messenger RNA from Xyrichtys novacula (pearly razorfish), 435 nucleotides. Lineage: Eukaryota; Metazoa; Chordata; Actinopteri; Labriformes; Labridae. The record is from the annotation of a GenBank genome assembly.